CCCCCCCCCCCCGCGGAGGCAGAGGCAGAGGCUGGCCCAGGGGCCAGGCCGUGUUCUAGGCCGAGGGCCGAGGGGCUGCAGGGCCUCCACGCCGGAGCUAGGGGCCCCGCACCUUGGUGUCCGGAGCGAUUCGGUGGGUGGAGGCAGGCGCCGCUGCAGCCCGCCAAAAGGUGGAUUGUAAGGGCGCUCCGUGCAGAAAGCUUUCCUACGCCCCCCUCACCAUCCCCGGACCUUGCACUUGCAUAAGCCACAGGUGUCAGAUUCUAGCGCUGCAAGGGUGAAAGGGGUUGCAUACGACACCUAGUUUUGGAAAAGGAGUGCUUGCUACGGGCGCCCUCAGCCACUCUAGAAGGGGAUUGGCCUGGGGAGGGGGUUUGAGGAGCAGUCUGGAAGCACUCGCUUUCCCCUCCUCCCUCACCGAUUUCUCCAGUCCUCAGGAUCUUGCAAACCCUAAGAAAACAAAGAGCCACCUUAGUGGAAGACACAGUAUUCAUGAAAAUGCAGAAUCUUUUCGUUCCUAGAUACCCCGUCCCUCAGGAGGACAGUACCCAAAAGGUUGAGAGCAAGGCCAUUCAUUUAGCCUCAGCAGGACUUGAUGAUGUUUCCCUGCACUGCCUCUCCUUUUUGGAAUCAAGAGUGCUAUAAAAUGAGGGAAAUAAAGGCCACUACCCUUCUCAGAGCUUUCAAUCCAAAAGAGAGGUUCUUUCUGUACUUCUGCUAAUAUUUCUCGAGUGCUCAGUGCCAGGCUGUCUCAGUUAACCCUCUCAACAACCCUGCGAGAGUAUCCUCCUUCCCCAGAGAAGUGAAUUCAUUCAACAAGUAUUUGGGGGCACCUCUUAUAUGUCAGGCACUGUUUUAGGCUGGGCAUGCUAAUCGCUAUAAACAAAGUCGAAACUCUGCUCUUCUGAAACUAUAUGUAGACACUAAUGACCAAAGUAUAUGUAGACACUAAUGACCAAAGAUAGAUGAAGAUAAAUAAAUGUAUAGCAUGUCAGGUGGUUCAGAGAACAGGAAAUCAAAGUAAGGAGAAAAGAGUGAGGGUGUUUCAUUUGGAAUAUCAAGUGGUCGGGAAAACCUUCUCUAAUAAGGUGAAUUUCGAACACAAACCAAAGGAAGCGAGGGAGAGAACCCUGUAGAUAAUUGGAGGUUAAGAAUUUUUGGCAGAGAGACUAGCAAGUACAAAGGUCCUGAAGCAGAAGCUUCUUGAAAGAUUUGGGGUGGGAAAGAAAAACAGACGAAUUCAAGGGUUUUGGCCUGAGCGACUGGAAGGAUGGACUUCCCAUUUGCCGAGAUGGAAAGACUGGAGUGCAGGCCUGCGGGAGAUGGGGAGUUAAGGUUUGAACGUGGCAAGUUUGAGAAGUUUAUGACACAUUCAAGCACAGAUGUCAGAUGGUAAGUAAGACAUGUGAAUCUAAAUUUCCUGGGAGAGUCUGGUUAGAGGUAUAGACGUGGGAGUUGUCAGCAGGCAGGCACUGGGAUGAGACCACCAGAGGAAGGAGGUACAUAAAGAUGGGGUCCCAGGACCACUGUGGAAUGCUCCAGUGAUUCCAGUGUGGAGACUGAGUCACUCCUCAUCAAACACUGCUGAAUGCCACUACAUGCCAGGCACUGUGCCGAGUGCUGGAGAUACAGUUGUGAAGGAUCAAACAUCCAUGCUGUCUUGGACCUACAGUGUAGUCAGGAGACAAAGGGAACGAGUAGGAAAUGAAGCAGUGAGGGGAACAGGGAGCUCAGGUGGGGCAGGUGGCAGCUUUCUAAGGGACGGCAGACAAGCCUUGGGUGAGAAGACAGUUCUGUUCCGGAGAAGAGACUGGCACGGGUGCCCGAAAAAGAGCCCCAGUGAAGUAAGAGAAGAACCAAUAGAAGGUGGUGCCCUGGAGUCCAAGUGACAAAAAUCAAGAUGGAAGAAGCCAUCUGUCAAAGGACAAAGUUGAAGAGCUGACCGCUGUGUUUAGCAUUGGUGACCUUGACGAGAGCUGUUUUGGAGGAGUGGUGGGAAAGAAAGCCCAACUGCAACCAAGAGAUUCCUGCCCACGGUCACAUGGGAGAGGGGUACAACCCAGCCUUGGAGCUAGACCUUCUGAGACCAAGCCAGUUCUCAGACCCAUUUCAAAUGCCACCUCUGCCAGGCAGUACCCAGGUGUUAGGGUCUCCCAUAUUUGUCUUUCGCUCCAUCUUCACAGGUGGGAGGGAGGUGCAGCCACGAGGGAUCAGAAGCGCUGAGCUGCCAGGCUAACUGGCCCAGCGGGCGAAGUCCCCACCGCCAAGGCCCAGCCUGCUAGAGGCAGGUGGCGAUGGCUGUGAGGAGCCCAGGCAGCAGGUGUCUUGGGAGCAGGAGUUCCUGGUGGGGAACAGCCCGGGAGGCAGCGGGCGGGCGCUGUGCAUGGUGUGUGGGGCCGAGAUCCGGGCCCCCUCGGCGGACACGGCGCGCGCCCACAUCCUGGAGCAGCACCCUCACACCCUGGACCUGAGCCCUUCCGAGAAGAGCAACAUCCUGGAGGCCUGGAGUGAGGGGGUGGCCCUUUUGCAAGACUUCAGGGCCGAGCAGCCAUCCCCGCCCCAUUCAGACUCAGGCCAGGAGGUCGAAGUGGACCCAGACUCCGACCCGGACCCUGCCGAAAUGCCAGCAGAGAUUGUCGUUCUCCUCGACUCCGAGGACAACCCCUCCCUCCCUAGAAGGAGCCGGCCCAGGGGACUCCGCCCUCUGGAGCUUCCUGCGGCCCCUGUCCCAGAGCCGGUAAGCAAGAAGCCACGUGGUCAGAGAUGGAAGGAGCCCCCUGGGGAGGAGCCGGUCAGAAAGAAAAGAGGCAGACCCAUGACCAAAACCCUGGACCUGGACCCGGACCCGGACCCAGGUGAAGGCGAGGAAGAUCCCCCCUCACCCGACUCACCCACCGAGACUUUUGCGGCUCCCGCCGAGGUCCGACACUUCACCGACGGCAGCUUCCCCGCUGGCUUCGUCCUCCAGCUCUUCUCCCACACCCAGCUCAGGGCCUCAGACAGCAAGGACUCGCCCAAAGAGGGGAGAGUGGCAGAAAGAGGCCUUCUCCAGCCGGAAAGCCCCUCCCCAGCAGCCAGAGCCCCUGUUGAAAACCCAAGUGGGAUCCUGGCACUGCUCUGCUCAGAGCCCUCCAGCGCCGUCGCUGUCGCACUUCAGAUAAAAGUCAGAGUCCUCGUGGAGACCGGUGGUCCUCAAACCAGGAUCUUCACCUCUUCUGCCCACCAGGGCAUCUGCAUUUGCUCUUCCUCCCGCCAGGAAUGCUGUUCCCCAGCUAGACACGCCGCUGACUCCUCGCUUCCUCUCCCCCUCCGGGGCUUCGCGGGACGCUGGAUCUCCAGGUUAUCCGCGUGCGGCUGGAGGAGCCCCCGGCAGUCAGCCUCCUGCAAGACUGGUCCAAGCAUCCCCAUGGCACCAAGGGUGUGGGAGCAGGUGACAGCCCAGACUGGCCCGCGGUUCUGUCGGAAUCCAGCACCACUGUCGGGGGGCAGCCAGAGGCAGGGAGUGGCCUGUAGGUUCUUGCUUUUUGGGGGGGUGGGAGAGGAGGCAUUGUCCCCCUUCGGCUUAUCACUCAGAGCUGCCCAGCUCGGCCACCUGAUGGAGAGUAAAACCAGGUGCCAAGGCAGGAUGGAGGAGAGGAAGGUGGGCAGCAUCCGCUAUGGCUCGGGGACGCUGGAAAAUGCCUCCCCGAGGUGAGGCGUGAGGCCAGGCCCUGAGGGGGACGGGGGUGCCAAGGGCUGUCGUGCGGUAGGGCAUUGGGCCUAUGGAGAACACCCACCCGAUCCUUUUGCUGACCCAGACCUCUCUGUCCCCUGACCUCCUCCCACCCUCUCAGCCCCCCACCAUUCUCCCUUGGCACAGUGCCUUACGCAAGAGGUGGUCGUGACGGUGUUGAACUGAGUCCCACUACCUCGGGGGACGCCCCUCCUCCCCCACCUGUUUAGGCUCCUAAAUCAGGAGGCCUCCGUUACCUCUUCCUGCUCCAUCCCUGCAGGUGGCUGAAGCAGCCUACCUGGGGGCUCGGUCACUCACACUCUCCUCUUCACCCCUUUUCCUGUUGUAUAUAUCUCCUUUGUUGACAAUAAAUUAUUUUUUUUUAUUAAGA
Balaenoptera musculus (blue whale) is the source of this 4103-nucleotide messenger RNA. It is a transcript of the gene SPINDOC, whose product is annotated as spindlin interactor and repressor of chromatin binding. The record is from RefSeq and is a predicted model, not a curated record. The transcript is spliced from 7 exons. Bases 2384 to 3694 code for a protein of 436 amino acids. Lineage: Eukaryota; Metazoa; Chordata; Mammalia; Artiodactyla; Balaenopteridae. Gene Ontology annotation, biological process: negative regulation of DNA-templated transcription.